Paramecium octaurelia is the source of this 482-nucleotide messenger RNA. The record is from the annotation of a GenBank genome assembly. NCBI's taxonomy places the organism in Eukaryota, Ciliophora, Oligohymenophorea, Peniculida, Parameciidae.
AUGAAUAACUUCCAACUCUUCGACAGCAGCCUCAUUCUUUAACAACAACUUCUCCUCUAACAAAUGUUUAUUUACAAUCAAAUGCUUGUUUAAAAGUAAUAUUUUACCUCCUAACCUUCACUAUAGAACUAAAAUGCUAUCCAAACCUUAACAGUAGCCAAUAAUACCAAAAGCAACUGAAGAAAAUGAGUCCUCCUCUCCAUCCAUUUCAAAAUUGGAGGAAACACAUCCAGUUAAGCCAUUAACAUUGAAAUAAUCCAAAAAACAUGAAAAAUUGACUCAAGAAAAGAAGCCUAAGAGAUAAGAGGACAAGAAUAUUGAGAAUAAGGAAACUUCUUAAAAGAAAAAAAUAUUUUUAUCGAUGCUUGAUAUUAAAGAAGCCCAAUAUAAGAAGUACAUAUAAUUGUUUAUCAAUUAGAUUCAAAGUUAUUGAGAUAGAUCAAGAAAAAAAGGCUAUUAUUUCUACUCAAACCGAACAAUGA